Messenger RNA from Rhizopus microsporus ATCC 52813, 1718 nucleotides. Its product is annotated as mitochondrial carrier. Bases 462 to 1304 code for a protein of 280 amino acids. Gene Ontology annotation, molecular function: S-adenosyl-L-methionine transmembrane transporter activity. Gene Ontology annotation, biological process: transmembrane transport. Gene Ontology annotation, cellular component: mitochondrial inner membrane. NCBI's taxonomy places the organism in Eukaryota, Fungi, Mucoromycota, Mucoromycetes, Mucorales, Rhizopodaceae. The transcript is spliced from 5 exons. The record is from RefSeq and is a predicted model, not a curated record.
UUUCUGAUAGGUGAAAAGAUGGAUUAUCGUUGUGGCAAUCCACCUUCUAUUUGCCACUUUUUAGAUGAUGUAAAGGAACGUUGUAUCGGUCGUAUGCGUAGAGAGAUUGGUGAGCAUGCUUCUUUUGAUAACGGUGUGCUCGUCAAGAACUUGGCCAAAGAUACUCGUAGAUCGAUCCAUCGUACAUUGGCUAAGCAUGGUGUAGGUCAAUUAAGUGAAGAUAAGGAUGUGAGUACCUAUGUGACCAAAGUGGUUGCUUCUAUUGUUGGUACAUUAGAUCAAUGGAUCGAAAAGGAUGUUGGCCAACUAUGUGAAGGCCCUGAUCAAAAAGAGGUCUGUAAUAGCUGGAACGAUGAUAUCAAAAAGAAGAUCUUGGUGUGGCCUUAAAUAAAGUUAAUAUUGAGGGGGAGCCUAAAUAUACUCAAAUUUUUUUUUUUCUUUUCUUCCCCCCUUUCCUAGUAAUGAGCAACAAUAACCAACAGGGCACCUUGAAGCAAGCUAUGCUUGCUGGUGCUUGUGCUGGUACAGCUGUAGAUACCGUUCUUUUUCCAUUGGACACGAUCAAGACAAGAUUACAAUCACAACAUGGCUUCAUUGCCUCUGGAGGCUUUCGAGGCAUUUACUCUGGUUUAUUAAGUGCAGUUAUUGGAAGUGCACCUAAUGCUUCCUUAUUUUUUGUUACCUAUGAAGCCACCAAACGCGUCUUGAGUACAACCCUAGAUCAUGCACCUCUGACGCACAUGAUCGCAGCUUCAUGUGGUGAAACGAUUGCCUGCACAGUAAGAGUGCCUACAGAAGUGAUCAAGCAACGUAUGCAAACCAAGCAAUUUACAUCCACAUCAGCCGCCGUCUCACAUGUGCUGCGAACCGAAGGUAUUCUAGGCAUGUAUCGUGGGUUUUUAUCGACUGUGGCUCGAGAAAUUCCAUUUACGUGUAUUCAGUUCCCAUUGUACGAAUACUUUAAACAAUCCUAUGCAGUUAUGAAGGGUCGUCGUACUGAGCCUUAUGAGGCUGCCUUCAUGGGUUCUGUGGCUGGUGGUAUUGCAGCAGGAGUGACAACACCUUUGGAUGUUUGCAAGACUCGAAUCAUGCUUUCUCAUAAAAACCAAGCAUCUGGAAAACAUUAUGAUGGCAUCAUCUCCACCAUGAAACGUAUCGUAGCUGAAGAAGGACCAAGAGCCUUAUUCUCUGGUGUGGGUCCUCGUAUCAUGUGGAUAUCGAUUGGUGGAAGUAUCUUUUUAGGUGUCUAUGAAAAAGCUCUCAAAACAUUUGUACAGCUUCAUGUAUUAGAUGAAAGAUUUUAAGUCACUCUUUUUUAUAUUUUUUCUUGUUCUUGUAUGGAAACAACCUCACUUGUAAAUGCUAUUCUUACAUUCAGCCAAUUAUUAAAAGAAGCCGGACAACCUAAUGUGGCAUCCUGGCAGCCACUUUUUAUAACACAAUGUACAGAUUGGUGUAUAUUUAUUGAAACAGAAUUAGCUUCAUUGUCAAAUGAGGAGCGUCAGCACAUAAGAACAAGGGCACAACAAGACACAAAAGAUAUUUUACCUUCAAUUGAUCAACUCUUGGAUGCACAUCAUUAUUUCUUUAAAGUAUUGUUAAGGAACGUUUUUUUAAGUAAUGACACGUAUUUAUAUAUUAUGAAAAACUAUCGAUUCCUAAAUCAACCUGAGCAAGAUGUCUUGAUGAAGGACAUGACAGGUUUGACUCAGGAAGCA